AUGCCCCUUUUCCUCGAAACUGGGGAGGAGAAGGCGUCCGCGGGCGGCCUGGCUGCCUGGCUGGGUUUGAGGGGCACCGGCGGCGGUGGCGACGACGGCGACGCGAGCGGCGGCGACGACCCCUCAGCGCACGCAGCCGAAGAAGAGGCGCCGGCGCCGCUGCCUGCGCCGGCGGCGAUGGCUGCGCAACAGCAGCAGCAGCAGCAGCAGCAGCAGCAGCAGCAGACGGCCGCCGAUGGCCCGGCGCGGCUGGCGCCUGAGGAGGCAGCGGCGGCCGCACCCGUGGCAGCAGCCGCGGUAGCAGCAGAGGCCAGGUGGAUGGCCGCGAUCGGAGACGCCAUUAACGACGCGGCCGCCCGUGUCGCCCUUGGCCGCGCCGCUGCGUCCCGCCGGCCGCGCGGCGCGCGGCGGCGCGUGUGGGACUCUGACCUGUCGGAUGCGUUUGACCCGGCGGGGCCGGCGGCGCCCGUGCACGCACGCGAUGGGGCCGCGAGCGGCGGCGGCGACGGGGGCGGCGGCGGCGGCGGCGGCGGCGCGAGCGGAGGGGUGGGCUUGGCUGACGCCGCGCCGCGGGGCUGGGUGGGGGCGCGCCUGGAGGGAUUGCCGGGGCUUUUGUCCCAGAUUAAUGACGCGGGAGGGGGGCGGUCGGGCGCGCAGGAGGGUGCUUUGCAGGAGCCUGCGGCAGCAGAGCCUGGCGGCGGCUGGGGGGCGCCUGGCGGCGCCGCCCAUUCGCAUGACAGCGGCGUGCGCCCCAGGCGCCCGAAUCGCGGCGGCAGCGGCGGCGGCAGCAGCGGCAGCGGCCCCGCUUUGCCUGAUUUAGCGCCGGGCGCUCCCCCCACCUCGCCGGGGGAAGCCGCGUCGUCGGCGCCGCUGGCCCCGGCUGGCGCGCUAGCGGCGGCCUUGGCGGCUGGUAAGGGCCAUAAAGCGGAUGGGAGCCCCUCACUUGGUGUGGAUGGCGCCUGGCCGCAGCCCAGAGACCAAGGCUGCGAGGCCGAUGCCGCCGCAGCUGAGGCCGAGGGCAGCGAAGGGCCAGCGGACGCGCCGCGGCGGCGUGCAUCCGGCGACGUUCCACGUGGCAGCGGGCGCGGCCGUUGGGUGCUAGUUCGCGCGCUUGCACCGCAGCGGGACGAGGGCCAGCAGCAGCAGCAGCAGCAGCAGCAGCAGCAGCAGCAGCAGCAGCAGCAGCAGCAGCAGCAGCAGCAGCAGCAGCCGGCUUCCCACGGCACAGGCGGCGCGUCCGCGGCGGCUGGCGGCGGCGGCGGCGGCAGCGGGCGUUGGGGCGCG
Messenger RNA from Monoraphidium neglectum, 1284 nucleotides. RefSeq lists its product as hypothetical. The record is from RefSeq and is a predicted model, not a curated record. The annotation marks the transcript as partial. The transcript has a single exon. Gene Ontology annotation, cellular component: nucleus. NCBI's taxonomy places the organism in Eukaryota, Viridiplantae, Chlorophyta, Chlorophyceae, Sphaeropleales, Selenastraceae.